AUGCCGCAGUCCGAUCCCCCAAGGAAGCCAUACGUACCGCCGCCAUCGUUGACAAAACCUCAAGACGAAAGAAGCGAGAGGCGUACACGAGAGAGUAAGUACCGAGACCUAGUCAGAUUAGCCAUGACCUUCAUUGUCGCGCAAGUGCGCAGUAUUAUGAGCCUACCCAACCAUACCACAAAGCUCCAUCAUAGACCAGACAAAAACACCACCAAGCACCAAACCCCACACCCAAGGCGCACACAAAGCGCACCUCAACCCCACGACAAAGCACCUGCCCUAGGCACACUCAGAGCCACAUAUCGCAACCUCUCCAACCACGCGUCACAGGCACAUGCACGCUCCCGCGUACGCGGGUCAGCGCAGCACAGCAUACACAGCACAGCACAGCAGCACAGCAGCACAGCACAGAAACCGGACAAAGCGAGAAGAAAAGAGGGAAGAAGAAAGGAAGGUAGGAAGGAAUAA
Molecule: messenger RNA, 468 nt
Organism: Aplosporella prunicola CBS 121167
Lineage: Eukaryota; Fungi; Ascomycota; Dothideomycetes; Botryosphaeriales; Aplosporellaceae
Exons: 1
Coding region: 1-468 (155 amino acids)
Source: RefSeq, a predicted model, not a curated record